AAUUCCAUAUAAUCUCAGGUCCCCUUUCUCCGGAGCCUCGAGAGCCGUUUCAUGAUUUCAUCCAAGCGCGGAACCUGCACCUUCUCUUCCCGCCGCGCCCUGGUUGGUCCAUGAGUCCCGCUUCCUCAUGCCAGGAACGUGGAACUUUUCUGCCUGCGGUAUGUACACACGGGAGCAUCUGUGCAGUGUACUUUUCAUAUUUCUGGACCCAUGUAUCUUUAUACUCUGUACAAUUUACAGUAUUACUCGGUAUAAGGUACACAUCUUCCAUAUUCACAACCCCCGCCCCCUAAAACCGCUCGUCCGAUGUCCGAUGUCCCGGAAAACCGCGAAAAAAGAAAACAAAACAAAAGAAAACCACAACGAAUUCAUCACAUCGCAUCAGCGAUUCAGUCCCAGCUUCCAUCCCAUCUCAUCCCAUCAUCUGUAAGCAAACCCUCAUCUUCCGGCGGCCCCGGGCGCCACCACCACAGGGCAAUUCCGUCCGGCGGAUCGGGUACCAAUAUCAUGGCUCCAGCACAUCGUCAUCAAGGGUCCCAUAUCAUCGUCAUCUGCGCACAAUCAAUAGCAAGAAUAGCUACUGCAUCAGUGUAUCUACCGUAUCUACAACUAUCUAUCUCACUAUCUCUCACUAUCAUCAUCAUCGAUCUCCUAGAUAUGAAACAAAACAAAACAGAAACAAAAGGGUGCAGAAAAAUAAUCUCCUAAUUGAUAAACAUCCCAAUAGCCUUAUCCAUUAAACGAGUCAAAUAUCUGCGGCCCCUCCCGCUGCACAAGCAAUUCAUCCAAAA
Amorphotheca resinae ATCC 22711 is the source of this 791-nucleotide messenger RNA. RefSeq lists its product as hypothetical. Bases 307 to 708 code for a protein of 133 amino acids. The transcript has a single exon. The record is from RefSeq and is a predicted model, not a curated record. Lineage: Eukaryota; Fungi; Ascomycota; Leotiomycetes; Helotiales; Amorphothecaceae.